ACUGGACCCCCCCCCCCGGGGCAGCGCAGACGCGACCCCAAAUUCGAAAUCGGCCAACGUCUGUCUCAUCGCCUCCGCUCCCCUCCCGAUUUCAAACCAAAACCCCAUCUCGCAUCCUAUUCCUCCACAGCCGCCGCCGCCUCCGCUCUGCCCAGCCGCCGGAACUCCGCCUCCGCCGCGCCCAGCGAUGCCGUCGGACGGCGUCGACGACGAGCUCGGCGGCGGCAGCUCUGCCCCCGCCCCCGCGCGGUUCGAGCUCCAGGAGGACCCAGCCUUCUGGAAGGACAACAACGUGCAGGUUGUGAUCCGUAUCCGGCCGCUCAGCAGCAGCGAGUUAUCGCUGCAGGGGCACAAGACGUGUGUCAGGCAGGAUUGUAGCCAGAGCCUCACCUGGACGGGGCAUCCCGAAUCCCGGUUCACUUUCGAUCUCGUCGCGGACGAGCAUGUCACUCAGGAGAAUCUGUUCAAGGUUGCUGGGGUGCCCAUGGUGGAGAACUGCAUGGCUGGCUAUAACAGCUGCAUGUUUGCUUACGGGCAGACUGGCAGCGGAAAAACGCACACAAUGCUUGGUGAUAUAGAAAAUGGAACGCGGAGGAACAAUGUGAACUGUGGUAUGACGCCUCGAGUGUUUGAGCAUCUCUUUUCAAGAAUCCAAAAGGACAAGGAAAUAAGGAGAGAUGAAAAGCUUAGGUUCACUUGUAAAUGCUCUUUUUUGGAGAUUUAUAAUGAGCAGAUUCUGGAUUUACUCAACCCAAAUGCUGUAAACUUGCAUAUAAGAGAGGAUGCCAAAAAGGGUGUCCAUGUUGAGAAUCUGACGGAACAUGAGAUCUCCAAUGCUCGAGAAGCGAUGCAACAACUUAUUGAGGGGGCAGCAAACAGAAAGGUGGCAGCCACCAAUAUGAACAGAGCAAGUAGCCGCUCUCAUAGUGUUUUUACUUGUCUUAUAGAGAGUAAGUGGGAGUCACAAGGUAUCAACCACCACCGAUUUUCUCGACUCAACCUUGUUGAUCUUGCAGGCUCAGAGAGGCAAAAGAGCUCAGGUGCUGAAGGGGAGCGGUUGAAGGAAGCUACCAACAUCAACAAGUCACUCUCAACUUUAGGACUUGUCAUUACAAACCUCAUUGCCGUGUCAAACAAAAAAUCACACCAUGUUCCUUAUCGAGAUUCAAAAUUAACGUUCCUCCUCCAGGAUUCCCUUGGAGGAAAUUCAAAGACGACUAUAAUUGCAAACAUAAGCCCAUCUAGCUGUUGUGCUGCUGAGACGUUAAGCACUUUGAAAUUUGCACAACGAGCUAAAUACAUAAGGAAUAAUGCUAUCAUAAAUGAGGAUGCUUUAGGUGAUGUUCUCAGCAUGCGUUUACAGGUCCAGAACCUUAAGAAAGAAGUUAGCCGGUUGCAAGGACUUGUAAAUUCUGACAAAACAGAAGACAUUAGUUCCCAUGGAUUUGUCUGUGAGUCUCCUAGUACAUUCAAAUGGGAUCAAGGUCCUGGCACGUUCAGUCCACUUAUUUUUGAUAAAAGGGCUACACAGAGGAAAGAUUAUGAUGCUGCCCUUGUCGCUGCUUUUAGGAGGGAACAAGAGAAGGAAGCAGAACUGAAGGCAACAAUUGCUGGAAAGCAGAUUGCUGAACAGCUGGCUGUUCAAAGAACAGAAGAGUUAAGAAGUUUCAAGAUGAGGCUUAAGUUUCGUGAAGAACGGAUCAAAAGAUUGGAGCAAGUUGCUUCAGGGAAAUUAUCUGCUGAAGCACAUCUUUUACAAGAUAAGGAAGACCUCACGAAGGAACUGGAGGUCCUGCGGAGUCAACUAGAUCGCAACCCAGAAAUUACAAAAUUUGCCAUGGAAAACUUACAAUUGAAGGAAGAACUGCGAAGGUUGCAGUCAUUUGUUGAUGAAGGUGAACGGGAAAUAAUGCAUGAGCAAAUAAUUGUUUUACAAGAUAAGCUGCUAGAGGCCCUUGACUGGAAGCUUAUGAACGAGAAGGAUCCUGUUAACAAGGACCUCUCAUUAUUCGGGGAGUCAGCUGGUGAUGAGGAAAAUGAGUUUCUUCGUUUGCAGGCUAUUCAAAAUGAGAGAGAAAUCGAGUCAUUGCGUAAAAAGUUGACCUUCUGCCUCGAAGCAAAAGAGAAACUUGAGAGGCAUGUUGAUGAGUUGACCACAAAGUUGGAGCAUACAAAGAAACAUGAUGACACAAAUAAAGGAUCCAAGGCUUUCCAGCUCCAGGAGCAAGGAGAGGCAGGUUUACACAACCUGCCUGAUGCUCAGAUGGAACUUAAGACUUUGGUUGACGCAAUAGCUUCUGCAAGUCAAAGAGAAGCAGAAGCUCAUGAAACUGCGAUUGGUUUGGCCAAAGAGAAUGAAGAAUUAAGGAUGCAGCUUAAGGUUUUGAUUGAGGAUAACAAGAGAUUGGUUGAGCUCUACGAACACGCUAUUGCCAAUGUUGAGACAAAUCAGGACAUAAACUGUCCUACCAUUCCUCAAACUGAAGAUGCAAGUGAUCAGCAAAGCAGUCAUCCUUUUGGAGGAAUCUCUGUAAAUAAAGAUCUGCUGGAUGCCCAUCCAGUAGGCACGACAGAUUUGCCUGUACACAACUCAUCCAAUGCAGAAUUGCAUCUUCGACUGGAAGAGAUGCACGAGGAAAAUGAUAGACUUAUGGGUUUGUAUGAGAAAGCUAUGCAGGAAAGAGACGAAUUCAAAAGGAAGAUUUUCGAGCAAAGUGAUUCUGAAACUAGAGAAGAGAUUCAGUCGUGUGAGAAAGAUGCUGAAAUAAGUGAAGCAGCAGAUCCUGAGAAUCUCGAAGUGAAUCAUGUUGAUGACUCCACAAUUGUAGCUUUUAAAGAAGUGCUGCAGCUUGUUCGCAUUAAGUUGGAGCUUGUCCAAGACAAGCUUGUGCCUGCUCAGGAUGCAGUAAAAUAUUUUAAACUACUUGAAACGGCUAGUAGUAAGGCAGAAGAACUUUCUGCAAGCAUUCAGCUCCACUGUCUAGACGUGCAGCAUUGUCAGGAAGACAUCAAUGUCCAGAAGUCUACGCUGUCGGAAUCACAGGAGAAGAAAAAUGCUUUUGAAGUCAAGUAUUUCUUGCCUGCAGCAUCAUGCUGGAACUUCGAUUUGAAGACCAAAGCCCUUGCUGGGUCCAAGUUUGAUGUCAACUUUGAAUUAAUGAAUCAAAAGAAGGAACUGUUGAAUCACCUCCAAACUCGCAAAAACGAACUAUCUGCCGCGAGAACAAAAGCACAUGAAUCUGAGAAUGAGUUGAGAGACAAAAUUGAUGGCCUUAAAGUGAAGCUUCGCUAUGAAGCUCAAAGGAAGGAGGAAGAGAAGGUCCUUUUUGCUAUUAAUAAUCUGAAUACUUCCACUGCACCGUUGCAUAAACCCAAGAAUUUUGGCAAGGCAACUGAGCUGCUGAAAUCUGAGGAGCAGAAGAGAAGGCUUUCAAGUGAACUGGUGAAGGCCUGCCAACAGCUUGCCAUGGUGCAAAAGGAAAUAAAAAGUAUGAAUAAAUGUGAUUAUAUUGAUUGUGAGAUUGAGCUCCUUGAAACAGAAAUAGAGGACUGCUGCCUCUCCGUGUUGGAAGCAGACAUCGAGAAGUUUGUCCGUGACAAUACCUUGACAGAGAUUUGGGACAGCAGGAAGAAAGACAUGGAGGGCUUGCUGAUUGACUACCAAGACUGUGUUUUCCAAGUCAACUUGAAGGAGGAAGAGAUCAAAGUGUGUGAGGAGUCGUUGCAGCAUCAAGCUAGGGGCUUGGAUGAGCUGCAUUUGAAGCUAAAUCAAGCGAUGCGGUACCUGGGUGAGCUUCUGCAAGACAGAAGAAGCUUGACCUCUUGCAGUUUGGAUGAAUCCAUGCUGCCCGUUAGCAAAAAGGUGGAGGUGGAUCUUGAGGCCAUCAGGAUUCAUGUCGCUGAAGCUAAGCAGCUUUUGCUUCUCGACAGCCAAGCUAAUUUGUGAACCUGCCCAGCUAGUAUCAGUUUCAUUCACAGAUGCAAUGACUGACAGGACAGGCUAGUCUGUCUUGGCUUCAUCUCUUCACAUCCUUCAUGGCGACGAAUCAGAAACGAGGAUCAUGCAACUUGUGAUCUGCUUCGUAGGAUGGAGAAGUCCUGAAGUUCUGAUAUUUGUUCUGUGGACCACCUAUUUUCUGGUGGUCUAGCUUCAGCUCAUGAAAUAGGCCCUUCUGUAGCCUACUGUAUGUUUUGAUUUCUCCUCAUGUGAGCGCUUCAAGGUGCAAGACAGCAACAGAUUCGACAUGAUUCUGAAUUCAAGGGGCCUUGACCUUUUUGUUUCUGUAAUUCUGUAGACUCAUAACCAGUGAGUGGUCUUGUAUCAUAAGUUAACCUGAAUCAGCAUUGAUGAUCUACAUAAGUGAAAGAAUGGGGCGCUGUGUGUAGAAAGCUGCAGCCUGAACAUUCUACACACAUGAUUAUGAACAUUUGCUUGCUGGAUGAAGAGUAGUGACAAAGUGAAGAGUGUGUUCUUUUGCUGAAAACUGCCAGGUUCGUAGCGCGCUGUGGCUGCUGUUGCCUGGUGAUUUUCUUCGUUUCUUUCCUUCAUUUUUUUAGGUCGGUGAUGACCGG
Molecule: messenger RNA, 4572 nt
Organism: Phragmites australis (common reed)
Lineage: Eukaryota; Viridiplantae; Streptophyta; Magnoliopsida; Poales; Poaceae
Product: kinesin-like protein KIN-12G
Exons: 21
Coding region: 188-3946 (1252 amino acids)
Biological process (GO): microtubule-based movement
Molecular function (GO): ATP binding; microtubule motor activity; microtubule binding
Source: RefSeq, a predicted model, not a curated record